Messenger RNA from Aspergillus pseudoviridinutans, 840 nucleotides. It is a transcript of the gene cbfA, whose product is annotated as putative CBF/NF-Y family transcription factor. Gene Ontology annotation, molecular function: protein heterodimerization activity; chromatin DNA binding. Lineage: Eukaryota; Fungi; Ascomycota; Eurotiomycetes; Eurotiales; Aspergillaceae. Gene Ontology annotation, biological process: leading strand elongation; DNA damage response; heterochromatin formation. The coding region runs from base 1 to 840 and encodes 279 amino acids. The record is from RefSeq and is a predicted model, not a curated record. Gene Ontology annotation, cellular component: CHRAC; epsilon DNA polymerase complex. The transcript has 3 exons.
AUGCCGACCCGGAAAUCCACCUCCGACGCCCCAACCGACACCGACGGCCCCUCGCCGCAACCGCAGACGCAAACCUCCCCAGUCCAGAACGUCCAAGCCACAGAGCAGCAGCUCAAAGCUCGCGCCGAGGGCGUGAGUAUAGAGGACUAUCUCCUCCCGCGGUCGCUCACCCUCCGACUAGCGAAAGCGGUCCUGCCCCCCAACACAGCCAUCCAGAAGGAUGCGGUGCUAGCGAUCCAGAAGGCGGCGACGGUGUUUGUGUCGUAUCUUGCUUCGCACGCAAACGAGGCGACGCUCAAACGAACGGUUACCCCUGCGGAUGUCUUCGCCGCGUUGUCCGAGUUGGAGCUUGAGGCGUUCCAGCCUAGGCUUGAGAAGGAGUUGGAGGCGUUUACGGAGCUGAAGGCUGGGAAGCGGAAGUCGAGGAAGUCUGGGGCGGGGGAUAAUGCUGAGGCUGGGGCGGUGCAGCAGGGUCCCCCCAAGGAAGAUGACGAGGAGAGCGCAGUGCACGAGGCGAAGAGGGUGAAGCGGGUUGAGGCGGUGGGAUCGUCUAGUGCUCAGGCUGGGGAUGAGGAGGAGGAUGAAGAUGAUACGCAGGAGGAACAGGAGCACGGGUUGGAGAAUGAGGAGGAAAUUGAGGAAGAUGAGGAGGACGAGGACGAGGAUGAGGACGAAGAGGAUGAAGAUGAGACACAAGAAGAGGACAUUGAUCGGGUGGAAGAUCUGGAUCGCGAUUCGCGACCGAGGCGGAUGAUGGAUCCUGAUGCUGCGGAUGAGACAGAGAGCGAAGACGAGUAUGGGCCUGGGACGCAGCUGCAGAGUGGGCUGGGUUUGGGAUAG